Messenger RNA from Babesia ovata, 711 nucleotides. RefSeq names its product ribonuclease P subunit p29 isoform X2. Gene Ontology annotation, cellular component: ribonuclease P complex; ribonuclease MRP complex. The transcript has 2 exons. Bases 1 to 711 code for a protein of 236 amino acids. Gene Ontology annotation, biological process: rRNA processing; tRNA 5'-leader removal. NCBI's taxonomy places the organism in Eukaryota, Apicomplexa, Aconoidasida, Piroplasmida, Babesiidae. Gene Ontology annotation, molecular function: ribonuclease P RNA binding. The record is from RefSeq and is a predicted model, not a curated record.
AUGGGCAAAAAAUCGGGAAAACACAAAGCGAACACCGGUAACGACUUGCAACUGCCUCGACCGGCGGACCAGGUCCGAUUCCUCUACCAGCCGGCGCUGCCGGGCGGCGACGAGGCGAGCACGCUGAACAAGCUUGCCGAACGGGCGGGGGAGAGCACAGCGAGCUGGAAGGCCAAAAUCGAAAGCCGGGUGCUGCAGCUGAACGCUGCUGUCCACGAAGAGGCGACCGCUCUCGUCGGCCGCCAGCCCGAGCCGUACACCGUUAGACACAGCUUCACGAAGUUCAGCGGAAUCAGCAAUCGCGCUGCCAAACGUGCCGGGUUGCUGGCCGUGGGACCGGAGGUAGACUUCGAACACGCCCAGGUGCUGCGGACGCUGUGGCAGGAAUAUAUCGCAGACGUGCUAGGCAAACACAACGCACCGGUGCACGUCGCACGCAACCUCGCACUGUGUGAUCUACAUGGCGCAUAUGUAGAGGUUGUUGGAAGCGCUUGCGCCGCCUACGUAGGCAUCGCAGGGAUCAUAGUCCGCGAAACCCACCACGCCUUCUACAUCGUCAAGAGCGAUUCGAAGGUGGCAUUAGUGCUCAAGGAGGGGACGAUAUUCGCCCUGGAGUGGGACCGUUGGAAGUUCCACAUACACGGGGCGCAUUUCGCGGCCACGCCGGCGCAGCGCAGCAAGCGCAAACUCAAGGCGAAAAGUAAACUGUAA